CCGCGCUCGGGCGGGCGGGCGGGCGGUCCGAGCUCGUUGACGCAAGCUGAGUGAAGUGAUGGCGCCGAGCUGAAGGUACAGCGGUUGAGUGUGUUGCCGCCCUCAUGGACAAGCCAGCCGCAAGAGUGACGGGCGCCGCUGGGAAGUCUGUGAUAGCUGCCAAAGGCUCUGAACUAAAAGAUGGACAGAAAGUGCCCAUAAUUCUGUACCUCAAUGAAAACAAUGGUGACUAUAAUUUAUCCAUCUCUACAAUUCGGGAAGCAAAUGAUGGAACUACUGCUUGUCAGACUGUGAUCCCGAUUAAUAACCAGUUUCGCAUUAUACAAGAGGCUGAAGAGGCACUUUUGAUUGAUGAUCCUUUUACACGGAUAUGUAGGGUCCGUAUACAAGGAGACCAGGCUCACUGCUGCUUUGAACUGCCAGAUGACGAGUCCUGCCUCAACUUCCUCACUGAAGUGAAAAAGGUUCAACAAGCUACAUUUAAAAGCAUUGGUGUUGAAAAAGUAGUGAUAGAUCCAUUCGCAAUGGAAUCAACAGGUUGGCCCCAGUUUGGUCUACUACAACAUGGCAAAGAAAGUGGAGCAAGUAAAUCAGAGCUUGGGUUUGAUGAUGAUUUCAUUGAUGUUAUAAAUUUGGAAAAGAAGAAUCAACUGAAUCAAGCUGGAAGCAGAGUUGCUCCUGUGGCAGUGUCUUCUCGUACCAACAAGCUAUCCACUGAAAAAGAUGGGUCAAGGAAUGGACAGCCAAGAGUAACCAACACCAUGCGGAAGCUUUUUGAACCAAGUAAUCAGUCGGUAGCCAGAGAAGGUCUGAUUAAACAUUGCCUAACAAAACGUGAAAAAGAAUUUGUCGACUUUCAAGAUUUUAGGUUUUUUGUUGGGACCUGGAAUGUAAAUGGACAGUCUCCAGAUUGUAGUCUGGAUUCCUGGUUGGCUACUGAUACACACCCACCUGAUGUGUACUGUCUGGGUUUUCAGGAGUUGGAUCUAAGUACCGAAGCCUUCUUUUACUUUGACUCUGCCAAAGAGCAGGAAUGGUUGAAUGCUACAGAAAGAAGUUUGCAUCCUAAAUGUAAAUAUAGCAAAUUGAAACUGGUUCGAUUAGUGGGAAUGAUGUUGAUUGUUUUCGUGAAAAAGGAGCACGUAAAGCACAUAAAAGAUGUGGAAGCAGAGUCUGUAGGAACAGGAAUUAUGGGAAAAAUGGGAAACAAAGGCGGAGUUGCAGUUCGUUUUGUCUUUCACAACACAAGUUUCUGCAUUGUGAAUUCUCACCUUGCUGCUCACGUGGAAGACUUUGAGAGACGGAAUCAGGAUUAUAAAGACAUAUGUGUUCGAAUGAUUUUCCAAGUGUCUGAACAUAACCAACCUUCUGUAAACAUUAGUAAACAUGACAUUGUUAUUUGGCUUGGAGACCUGAACUACAGACUGUGUCUCCCAGAUGCCAAUGAAGUGAAGGCACUGAUAGAGAAACAAGAAUUAAGGAAGCUAUUAGAAUAUGACCAGCUGAAUAUUCAACGAAUGACUAAAAAAGCUUUUGCAGACUUCAGUGAGGGGGAAAUUCAUUUCAGGCCUACUUACAAAUAUGAUACUAAAUCAGACCGAUGGGACUCGAGUGGUAAAUGUCGUAUCCCAGCUUGGUGUGACCGAGUUCUCUGGAGAGGUGAAAGUGUCCGGCAGAAAUGUUAUCGAAGUCACAUGGAACUUCGAACCAGUGAUCACAAACCUGUCAGCUCACUUCUGGAUAUUGGGGUGAAAGUUGUAAAUGAGCAAAGGUACAAGAAAGUUUUUGAAGAUAUUGUUCGAGUGAUGGAUCGAAUGGAAAACGAGUUCUUGCCUUCUUUAGCUCUUAGUAAGCGAGAAUUUACUUUUGAGGAUGUUAAAUUUCGACAGCUGCAAAAGAAAUGGUUUCAGAUUACUAAUGAUGGGCAAGUGCCAUGUCAUUUCUCCUUCAUUCCAAAAUUGAAUGACAGUCAUUACAGCAAGCAGUGGCUAAAGGCAGAACCUUGUGAAGGAUAUCUUGAACCCAGUGAAUUUGUGGAUAUUGCACUGGAAGUUUAUGUUAGCAAGGGCACUGUGACAUUAUUAAACUCAGCUGAGGACAAGAUUGAAGACAUCUUGGUUUUGCAUCUGGAUCGAGGAAAGGACUAUUUUCUGACAAUUGGGGGGAAUUAUUUGCCAAGUUGCUUUGGUACAUCACUUGAAACACUUUGUCGAAUGAAAAAGCCAAUUAGGGACGUGCCAGUUACUAAACUUAUAGACUUGGAGAAAUCUCAGUUAGACCUCGUCAGUAUGGAUAAUAUAGGAACUGACAAACAACCUCUACAAGUUCCAAAGGAAAUUUGGUUGUUAGUAGAUCAUCUCUUUAAGAAUGCAAUUCGUCAGGAGGACCUGUUCCAGACUCCUGGUAUGCAGGAAGAACUUGAGCAGAUUUUUGACUGCUUGGACACAAGUAUUCCACUGACUAUUCCUGGUGGCAACCAUUCAGUAGCGGAAGCUCUACUCAUCUUCCUUGAAGCACUUCCAGAACCUGUGAUAUGUUAUGAGCUUUAUCAACGAUGCUUAGAAUCUUCAUAUGAUCACCGCAGCUGUCAAACUUUGAUAUCUCAAUUGCCCCGGAGUCACAGAAAUGUGUUUCGGUACUUGAUGUCAUUUCUGCGGGAAUUGCUGACCUAUGCAGAAGACAACAAGCUUGAUGCCAAGAUGCUAGCUACCCUCUUUGCAAGUCUGCUUUUGAGGCCACCACCAAACUUUGUUGGGCGGCAAACCCAAAAUGAUAGACAACGUGCUGUGAACUUCAUCUAUGGCUUCCUGGGUGGAGAUAACUAAUUUUUGGACAUACUUCUGACCACGUCUUCACUGCACUGUGAUCGUAUUGCAAAUGUACAACAAAAUGGUGAUCGAUAGAUACAGAUACUUGAGCCUUUUAUUCCAGUAUAUGCCAAUAUCAGUUUUUGUGGUAGUUAGUCCCAAAAUCUUUCUUGCCAACUAGUGAUUGUCAUAAACUGGUUCCAUGUGAACAUAGACAAUUUCAUUCAUUGUACAGACCACUUUUUUGAUUGUGAAUUUUAUUUCCCAACUAAUGCGUAAAAUAUUUCAGCAUUGUACCUAAUGUCUAUUUUUAAUACCAGCUUGCUGCAAAUUGGACUAGAACAUUUUUAAUAAUUUACAUGACUUGAUGAUACUGAGCAAUGGUAACUCCAUCAGUUUAAGUAGAAAAUGCAGUGAUGCAUCGCAGGAUGAAAUGUCCAAUUAUGUUUUUUUAACCCCCUACCAUUAAAACAAAUUUCUCAAUUAUAUUUUUAAUAACUGAAUAGAAAUUAGCUUAGUAAGAGGGCAGUAAACUUCCAUUCGGUGAAUGUAUUUCAUCUGUCAGCUGUGAUGGAUGGAACUUGUCUGUUCGAUUGUGUUUCCUGGGUGAGUUUUAGGAAAGAUGAAUGUAUAUAAAAGUGUUCACCCUGAUUACCAAGUGAUAAUGGUGGAGAUGUUGAGUUUAAUUGUGUGCAGCAGCACUCAAUACAAUGGCUUAAUAUUCAGAAAUCCAAAUAUAUGUGUCAGAGCAAAAUUAUUGGUUGUCUGAAACAUGGCAUUUUAAACUUUAAUAAAAUUGCGAAAUUUCUAAAUAAUCCCUACAGACACGGGGAAGACAGCAGAUGCUAGGAACCGGGAGCAACAUGGGGGGUGGGGAGAUCUGGCGGAACUCAGCAGGUCAGGUAGCAUCUACGCAGAGAAAUGAAGAGUUGAUGUUUAUGGCUGACUUCUGUGGCUGGGCUUCUUUCUUUCCAGUCUUGAUGAAGGGUCUUGGCCUGAAACGUCAACUAUUCAUUUUUCUCUGUAGAUCCUCCGGACCAGUUGGAUUCCUCCGGCACUUUUUUUUUAUAUACAUAUGUUGCUCCAGCAUUCAACUACAGAUAAAGUUUGGAUACUAAAUUCAUUCAAAUUAUAUUGUGCAUUUUCAAGAGUGAUACUACAAAGUUUUUAAUUUUCGUAUAUUUAUUGAAGAUCAUAUUUGUUCAACAAGCAGCAGUUUAUUAUACCCAUAUAUUAUUUACGGUUUCUUUAAUGAAGUAUGAGUUAGUGUCAUGCAAAAAAAAAGCACGGUCUCUUAUGGAAUGAUAAAUUGCAGUUCUGGAACCCAAGACUCUCUGCAGUCUAUCAAGAAUACAGAUUUAAUUACAACCCAAUUAUUUCAGAGUUUCGUCUUGCUGUCCUGAGGCUACCUGCCGAUCAGAAUAGUAUAGCAGUAUUACAGAACAACCCUGCCAUUCACUCAAUCAGACAAUUACAUAAAUUAUAAGAUGAAGGAAGUAGAAGACGUAUUUUAGUUUGAUAUUUUUAUUCUACUGGAAUUGUUGGGUUGAAUCUAUUAUUCGAUCACCAGUUUUUUUUAAAAAGUGCUAAGUAAUCAGUUUAAACUGGUUUAGUGUUGCCAGAUCCCAGCUAUGGGAAAACAUUUGUGCGUGUGUGUGUGUGUGUAUGUGUGUGUGUGUGUGUGUAUAUAUUUAAAAGUAAACUAUGGCAUUAAGUUUAUGUGUAGAACAGAGUAUUUUCAAAAUAAUGUAUGCUCCUUGAUAAGGUAUAGAAAUUGUUUUUGAAAAAAGAACUACAACCUCUCCUUGAUAUGAUAUGCUUGUAAAUGUCAGUAAAAGCAUCUUGUAUUGAACCUCUUCACUCAGCUAAUACCAACACUACAGAUCUUAAGUUGCAUUUUUAAUUGGGGUUUCCCUCAGAUCAGAAUGCCUAGAUAAGAUGAAUAAUGUACUUUAGUACACUCCGUUUUUAAUACAAUUUGGCAUGAACCUAACAGUGAAAAAUUGUCUGUUAAUUAAUCCAUUUACAUGCAAGUCAAAAUGAAAUUUGUAAUCAAGUGGCUUGAUUAUAAAUUCACUGUACAAAGAAAAGCAAAAGCAGCAGUUGUGUAACACUUGGGAUCCCUUGCCAGCCAAUGAUCAAUGGGCAUUCGUUUAAACUAUGAAGUAAAUGAAAAUAUUUGAAAUUCCUGUCAUUGAUUGUGAUGAAUGAUUGAAAUACCUUUGGUCAUUUGAAGUUUUUAUCUGCAUUGUUUUAAUCAAUGUUAUGCCAGCUCAGUAAAUAUGCUGAAUUUAUGAAAGGCAUACUUCAAAAGACCAGAUACAAAAAUUAUUCAAUCUCAUUGAUAUGGUAUGAAGAACUUGGAAUAAUUAGAUACCAGUGUUCAUAAUUGCUGUCCAAUACACUACAAUGUAUAUUUUGGUCUCUGGGUUAUUUCAUUACCUUAAGUUACAUUUUUCAAUUAAAUCCAUUUAAUUCUCUCCAAA
Molecule: messenger RNA, 5293 nt
Organism: Hypanus sabinus (Atlantic stingray)
Lineage: Eukaryota; Metazoa; Chordata; Chondrichthyes; Myliobatiformes; Dasyatidae
Gene: ocrl
Product: OCRL inositol polyphosphate-5-phosphatase
Exons: 23
Coding region: 105-2825 (906 amino acids)
Biological process (GO): signal transduction; phosphatidylinositol dephosphorylation
Cellular component (GO): cytoplasm; membrane
Molecular function (GO): phosphatidylinositol-4,5-bisphosphate 5-phosphatase activity; inositol phosphate phosphatase activity
Source: RefSeq, a predicted model, not a curated record